This is a messenger RNA of Peniophora sp. CBMAI 1063, 1632 nucleotides long. The record is from the annotation of a GenBank genome assembly. Lineage: Eukaryota; Fungi; Basidiomycota; Agaricomycetes; Russulales; Peniophoraceae.
AUGAUACUACUCGCCGUCGAAAAUACCUUUCGAUGCCAUCAUGUCGAUCUGCCGUCAUCAGCUACCUAUUACACACCGACAACCAGCGACACACGAGCAGACCGGGCAAAGCACUCUGCAUUGCCAUUUGGCUCAUAUUAUCCCUCCUCUUUCUCAGUUUUCGGACCCUCCAGUCUUCCGCCAGCGAAGCGAAAUAACGCUGUUUCUAAGGCCUCUCACGAUCGAUUUCCUGGUUCGGCAACUCAGCCGCAAGGAAGGAAGAUUGCUCGGGCACCUCAGGGCUCAUCCGGCUCAGCAACCGCCGCGCGCUUGCAAGGACCUGCGAUCAUUGGUCAAGCAACAGUGGGCAACGCGAAUACCUCGCCGCUUGCCAGUACCUCCACUCCACGGCGGCUGGAACCUUGCAUAGACCCUCAGCUAUUAGAUCCUCAGCUUUUGCCUGAGCAUCCGGCUGUACCAGAUCGUACUGUCGUUCGGCCACGAGAAUCAAUCGCCGCUGGUACUCAAGUCAUCAAACGACCGGCUAAGCCUCAGACUACCGCUGAGAGCUCAAAGAAGCCACGGUUGUCCAUAUCUACUGCCUCACAGACGGGUGCAGCAGAACCCAGUCAUCGUGUAUCAUCACCGCGAGAGUACACUUCGUCUACGUCGUCGCAAGAUGGCGAAAGCCUGUGCUUCACUUUCGAUGAUGCACGCGGUUCGCAUCGGGACGGUACUUCUGUCAGAGCAGCAUCCCCGCAGGUCACAAACGCUAAUGGUACCGUCAUCGAGACGAUCUCGCGCGGGUCUCGCGCAGAGUCUACGCUCGCGGCUGUGCUCGCCCAACUCGGCCAGCUCACUUCUGAGCGUGAUGCUUUGCGAGCGAGUGAAGAGACCCUGAAGACCGAGCGCAAUAAUCUCAAGGGCGAGGCUGGGAGACUCGCGAAAGAUCGGAAGACACUGGAAGAGCGUCUUUCAAAGAUUGGCGCACACUUCUCAGAGCAGCAGGAUCGUGCAGAGCGCGCGGAGAGGCGUGGACGCGAACUCGAAACGCAACUCGAGCCGUUACGCGCGCAGGCAGAGAAGUCGCAUGACCUCCAGUCCGCUUUGACCCGGACUACAUCACGCGCGGAGUUGGCAGAGCAUCGCGUACAGCAACUUGUGUCCGAGCGCGAUGCCCUUCUCAUCAAGCUACGUGCGUCGGAGAACGAAGUUGCCGUAGCGAAGGAUGCAGCGAACCGUGUAGACGCCCGGUGGCAAGCCGAGGCGAAGGAGGUGACUGACCGGUUUAAUGACCUGGAAUCCCGACUUCAGGCGUCAAACGAAAAGAUAGAGACCAUGAAUGGCCAGCUUACUCAGGUCGUACAUGAGAGGGACUCACUGCUACAAGGCGUCUAUGGGCUGCUAUAUCCUGAUGCCGAGUCAGGGCCGGUCGAAUUUUCCGACAUCCUGCGCUCCUUAGAGGCAGAGAUGACGCGCCUACGAGAUGACGCACCUACAGCGAAACAACGUGCUUUAGAUGCCGAACAGCGGUUGAUUGCCGCUGAGGAGGAACGGGCGACCAUGGAGGACAAGCACGAUCGUAGAGCUGCCUACAUCACUAUCCUUCGGCAACGUAUCGCCGAAUUGGAAGCUAGUUCGUGGAGGUUUUGA